Messenger RNA from Spirometra erinaceieuropaei, 13905 nucleotides. NCBI's taxonomy places the organism in Eukaryota, Metazoa, Platyhelminthes, Cestoda, Diphyllobothriidea, Diphyllobothriidae. The record is from the annotation of a GenBank genome assembly.
AUGGGCACGGACUGUUCCGAAGAAUUGGACGCCUGCGUCGUCGGUUCUGAAGUCUACGACGUCAGCCACAGAGCUCCUGAGGAUGGCAUCUACGCAAUGGACCUCGCCAGGCCGCGCAUUCCUGCGGGUUUUGAGGCCUGUGGAACGGCCGUAAACUCGGAGAACCUCUGCAUCCCACAGUUGGGCACUUCCAGCUAUUACUGUCGGUGCGCCGACGGCUAUGCCAUGGAUCCCAGCCUUUCCUACGACAACUGCUUGUCUGCGACGUCGCCAUGUGCCAGCCAAAUCUGCAUCGAGGGAAAUUGUGUCGCCUCCAAGGUAGGAUUCCUAGAAUGGGCUUAAAACUACACACCUCUUUCAGCACUCUUGUCGGUCGAGAUGGUGAUAUCACUUACAAAUACCAGAAUCUACACUGUACGACACCAUAUCUAGAGUUGCAGUGGUGUAUUACAAGUUGUCGCGGGCGCUGACAAGAACAGAGCACGUGCUGACGGUUCUAAGCCAUACCUGAAAAGAAUAAGCCUGUGGUAUCAGCUGCUUUUAUACAUUCCUCGGAACUGGGCAGAGACUGCUAGUGUCUAGUGGUGUGUGCACUCGCGCGCCCCAAACGGGCUACGUGGUUGAUGCCCUGGACCAACACGGGGGUCAGAGUGGACCCUAGUAGGCGUUAUCGGAAUGCGCAUCAUAGUAAAUGCCAACAUACCGGGAUGCGGUUGUACACCCAGUUGCCGGCGGACGUCGCGCACAUUGGGACCCCUGCGUUCCUCUCCAUUCUUGUUGUUGGUUAUAAUCCUGGUCAAAUAUUGUGUGGACCAGGGGAUGUGCAGUGGAGCGUGAAGCUGCUGGCUCGACCAUGCCAUCCACCUGCGCCCUCCCAUGCCUCCGGUCUUCUUGGCUCUUUUUUGCCAUCGGGUCCAGGUGGGGAGUGGGGAAGAGCGAGUGCGCUAGAUGCUGCGUAAGUCCACUGUUACUAUAGACUAAUUCGCGCACAUGUCGCCACACCUGCUGCACCCUGCUAUGUAGCACUCGGUGGACAUCGUUGGAAUCGACGGUCGAACUUUCGCGUGUACUCGCGUCCCCCAAACAGGCCACGUGGUAGAUGCGCUGAACCAACAAGGGAGCCAUAUCGGAUCCUGGCAGGCGUUAUCGGAAUGCGCACCACAACAAAUUUCAACAUCUCGAGGGCACAACUGCAGACUUAGUUGCCGGCAGACGUCGCACACACUGGGACCAUGCGUCCCUCCCCAUUGUUGCAGUUAGUUAACAUCCUGGUCAUUUGCUGUGUGAAGCCAUCCACCUGCGCCCUCCCCCGCAUCCGGUCUUCUUGACUCUGUCUUGACACCGGAUCCAUUGUCCCUACUCUCACCCUGUUGUGGGUCACACGACGAGCAUAACUGAACUCUUCGGUCGAACUGCCGAUGGCUUCACAGAUCAUUAUUAUGCCGGAAAAUGACAUCGAAUGAGCAACUGUUGGCGUUUUAUUGAUCGUUGAGAUGUUCACGCAUGCGGCUGAAUAGGGCUUCGCAUUGUCUGAGUUUGCGGGGGGGGGGAUGUAGCUAUAAAAAGGGGACCUGGGCAAGCAUCUUUUGUGUAUAUGCAUGCACCCGAAUAGGUCCACACCAGUCAACCUCACGACGCGACUGCGCCAUCACAAUUAAACCCCUUUCGGACAUAGCGUGCAAGUUGAGCACGGCAGUAAUUUUAAGCGCCUCAGUGCCCGUGAUCCACUCCUGUCGUUUCUAUACUCAAGUUCCCUUAAGAAAUUGCUGGCGAAAGGUGUUAUGUUUUCUUGAUCGAUUACCCAGGUCUUGACCACCUAACGGAGAGUAUUCAGGACGGAGGUCCGCACUUUAGCAUUUAGCAGGAUGGUACGGCUGCGCUCUAUGAUUGGAUGCAGCGCAAGCCCUGUUGGGGACGCACUUCGAGGGGUUUCACAGGGACGGUCGAUUGUAGGACGUCUUGUUGCAGUGUACAGACGUCCCGACAUCGGUUUGUGAUUUUUCACUUGCGUAUCCCACCUACCAGCGCAUCCAGUAUGCGUGCACCAAAACGUACAAUGCAUGACCUAUCUCAUGAAAUGUUGGCUGAAAUUCUGAAAUGCGUUUUCGAUUAGGAAGGAUUACUUGGUCGCGGUUGUGAUACUGAUUAUCUUAAGGCAUACUCUUGCAACAUUUCGGACUCGGCAGGAUGUCGGCUUUUAAAGACACUUCUUUUCAAUCUUCUGUAGAAAGCGUGCUCGGUAAAAAAUGUCUACUUGAGUAGCAUGCAUUUUUCCCAUUGAUUUUCGAUGGUCUUACAAAUUCAAAUAUAUUUUAUGGAAACCAUAAAUAAAAAUAUGUUUUCUUUUAGUACAUCAAUAGACGAUCACGUCUUCUCUAUAUUUCAUACUUAGGGAAGGAGUAUAAUUAGGUUUUAAAAAAGUUUUCUAAUUGCCGACAAAUUUGAAGCCUGAUCAUUCGUUGCAUUAGCGCUUAGUGAUUACACUCUACAAGGUGCAUGCGUUCCGCCUAAAGAAAAUCCCAUAUUUUUCUGUCAUUAAAGAGAUAUCAUACAGAGCCCAUACAAUUUUGCAAUGGAUGCGGACUAUGUUGUAAAUUUCAUGAGGAGCAGUGGUAAACGGCCAGGUACGAUGCUAUGUGAAUGGACAUAUCGCGGUCUUAAAAAGUCUCAUAAUUGGAAACUUUUUUAAAACCUAAUUAUACUCCUUCAUUAAGUAUAAAAUAUAAAGAAGCGUGAUUCUCUAUUGAUUGACUAAAAAAAGCAUAUUUUUGUUUGCGGUUUCUAUAAAAUAUAUUUGAAUUUCCAAGACCAUCGAAAAUCAAUGGGAAAAAUGCAUGCCACUUAAGUAGUCAUUUCUUACCGAGCAAGCUUACUACAGGAGAGUGAAAAGACGUGCAUUUAAAAGCCGACAUCCUGCCGAGUCCGAAAUGUUGCAAGAGUAUGCCUUAAGAUAAUCAUUAUCACAACCGCGACCAAGUAAUCCUUCCUAAUCGAAAACGCAUUUCAGAAUUUCAGCCAACAUUUCAUGAGAUAGGUCACGCACUGUACUUUCCGUCGGUUUAUACGUGACAUCUUCCACGUUUCCUCACAUGGGUAGGUCACGAGAAAAUGGCGCCUCACCUAACUGACUGCGAAGAUGAGCAUAUUCCUUCUGUACCCUCUCAGUUAAAGCCCUCUCAGACAGACAUAGCAGUCAAGGUGCGAUGAUCGACAGUGCGAAGGCACCCGAGUCAGAAUUCAGAGAAGACAGAGCUGGUUGGACAAACUUUACUGAGGCGGAAGAGCGUACAAACAGCCGUUGAAGUUCUUAGCUCUGGUGCGAAACGCGUGUGUGCACCUGAGCUUUGUCUGCCUGCAGCCAAUCAGCGAGGGAUGCAGCGUCGAGUGACGUCAAGCCUUCGUCACGACAAGGCCACCUCACGCGCAGCUCAAGGAAUCGAUUGAGAGGCGACACGUGCGGUCGACGGAGCUAGCGCUGGCGAUCACGAGAGCAGACUGCCACAUAGCAACAAAUAAUUAAUGGGAAAGAAGUCUUUUGACGAAGAUAGGGGAAACCGAAAUAAUCAUUUUAGCCUUGUAUGUUGUCAUCAGCCGGCAAUAACACAAAUUCCGACUGACAGUUGAGUUUUAAAGUGGGUGUGAUUGAUCACUACGCGCUUUUAAUUCAGACGCACUACAACUUGAGCUAUGGGCGUGCAUCCCGUCAGUCGAAGUUGAGAGUACUGGAGGCCAUGUGUGAGUGUUGUGCACAAACUCACCGCGACUGUGAGAUGGAAAUUCAUGCUUUCUUUCCGCCUUGUAGCGUCAUGUCUGGAUUUCUCAAAAUCCGUUUCAGACCGACUAGCGGUCAGUAAUCGAGAAACAUUACCGGCAAAGCAUGGGGAAGUUAAUGGCAACUUCUGGCUUAUUGUAUUCCUUAGUUAAUCAUGUGUCAGUCCCAGACGAGCACCUGAGAGUUGGAUGCCGAGUAUCUUCAACCAAAACGCUCGGCCACAUCGUUUUCUACCAUGUGUAGCUAAAGUCGCACUGGAAUGGUGCUUAUCAAUCUAUCUGAAGUAACUAAAAAGGUAGAACUGAAAUGGGAUUUUUUUAAUACUAGAAAGCACAAGGGGAAAGCUGGGGCAGACCAACGGGUGGACCGAACCUCUCGCAGCUGAUUUACACAGCUGCACAAGAUCGGCGCAACACGUGCUCCUUGACUUUCACCUAGUACCGCUGCUGUCGGCAUGGUAAAUAAUCCAGUAUUCAUAUACUACUGACUGUCUGUUGGUAGUCUGUGAAUAUUCCCAGAUUAUUCCGCGGCAGUUGAUGGAUAUCUGUUCAAAUAUCCAUAUUUGCUGCUUUUUAAUUUCCUUAAAAAUUAACUGCUAGCUUGGAGUAGAUCAGUUUAUUCUAGGGUCUAUAGACGCAGACCGAAAUUUGAUGUAUGAAUACCUGGACCGAAAUGCCACCCUCAACCAACAUUGAGGAAGACCUAACGGCCACGGGAAAUUUAUUCGUCCUAGAAUAUCCAUCUCUAUCUCUCUCUCUCUCACGUAAAUUAAGCUCCGACUUGUACUUGGUACGAAUACGAUAAUGUCUGCUCCAGUCGGCCUCGAUGAUAUCACGGACUGUACUCCUCCGCGCGCUAUGAUCCGCCGCAGCAGAUUUGGACGGCUCAACCCGUCCGCUUUGCAAAACACGGAGACCAAGUAACGAAGGUCCAAGGGCCACUUUCACGGCGUGACGGACUAUGUCGAGCCGGGUUCUGAGUUGACUCCCGCUUCGAUGCCUCCACGUGGGCAACGGCGUCGGUUCGAGGGCAGCCACAGUGAGCUCGUGGGCCGGACGUCAAAGAGUGUGACCAAACCGCUGUAGUCGUCUUUCUUUAAUGGCCUCUGAUAUCAUUGCGAUAUCGUCGCAGCGAGUGCGGACUGUCUCAUCUGAGAUAAGGUUAGCGUACUUCACUCGAAGGAUGGUUCUCAAACGGUGGCGGACCUAUACCUUCAGCUUUCGCUCAUCCUCCGCGAGUACAGCCAGGAAUUUGACAGUUCGACUGUCGUGGCCGACGAUGUUCACCGUGUGCUCCAUAGCAGGGUCAGGGCAGGCAGGGUGACUUGUAUGUGAGUUAGUUUAUAGGGGUAGCAGUCUUGCAAAGCAUCUAACUCAGUCUCAUUCUCCUCCCCUCUCCUGCGCCCGGCGUCAAGAAAUAGUCAAAGACGGAAGAUGACGCAGGUGACUGGCAUGACCGGACCCGCAUCUAGGCGUGCCAAUUCACACACCCUGGUCCACGACAAACACUUGACCAGGAUUUAAACCAGCAACAAAAUUGGGAGGUGGCAGAAAUCCCGACUGGCGCGACGUGAGCCGUCAACUGGCCUGCCAUCGCACCCCAAAUGUCGGCAUUUGUUGUGGGUGUGCAUUCAUUAAAACGCCUGCCAGUAUCAAAUGGGCCCCUCCCCGUGUCGGUCCAGUGCAUCUGCAGCGUGGCCCAGUUGGAGACCCUGCAUUCGCAGCCAUUCAGAAGGACUGACCGGACGGCUGCAAAGAUGUCGCGUUGGGUUCAUACACACCUUCAAAGUCUUUAGAAAACCCGGAGAGCAGCACCAAUUUGCGAGACAAUGUUGUUCUUACUCUGGUACAUUCGACAGCAGCCCCGCCCCGAGGUAUUUGAAACUGUCUACACCUUCUCGCUGACAACCGAUGAACUCGUGAGGUGCUUUCUUCUUGUCAGGGAUGCCAUAUGAAAUCGCCUUGGACUUUUCAGCGUUUUUGGAUAAACCGACGGAUUUAGCGAUCUUAUUUACCUGUAACACAAUUAACUGCAGAUUGUCCAAGUCUGAAACCAGAAAAGCAAUAUCCUCAGUGUAUUCGAGAUCAGUCAGACGGCGGCUGGGUGCAAACUCCACGCUAUCAAAACCAUGAGGGACCAUCCCGAAAAUCCAAUGAAUGGGGUAGUUGAACAGAAUGGACGACAGGGUGCAACGUUGUGGAACGUUAUCAAACGAAUGGGAGAGGUUGGUAUGGACUCGAAGUUGCGCGGUGGUUAAGUGGUAGUAGGUCUUCACCGUGUCGAGGAUUUUGGUCGGCACACCUACUAGUUUCAUUACUUGUCACAGGGAUUCUUGAUGAACGGCAUCGAACGCAGCGCCGGCGUCAGCACAGCAGACAGCCCUCUGUUGUUGGUAGCUAUGGCGGAAUUCGAAAAUGCUCCACAGCGUGGUCGCCACAUCCACGCCCGGUCUGGAAUCGUCUGAGAAGGACGGCAGCGAAGACCUUUACAGCAACAUCGAUGAGGCUUAUAGCGCAACAGCUCGCACAUCUUGUCUUAUCACCCUCCUUGAAGACAGGUACAAGGAUCCCCGAGCUGCAGUUAUCAGGAAUGAUCUCAUAACUCCAAGCCUGCUCAGUCAAAUGGCGCCAGAAUUCCAGUGCAAGAAGUGUAGGCUUCGGCGGACAUGCCGUCUUCUCUGAGUGCCUUGUUGUUACGCAGCCUUUGUAUUGCGCCAGGCUGGAGAGGGAUAAAAUUCCGCCGCAGAGUAGGGCGAGGGUGCGAUGGAAUGUUCAUGCAAAAUCGAGAAGGUAUUCGAAGUGCUCAUGCCAACAACUGAUCUUGGUCGAUUUGUCAACAACAGAUGUGCCAUUUGCUUAGUCGCUUACUGUCGGGGACUUGCCACUAAUUGCUGAUAAAUGCGAAAAUGCGAGUUCCAGAAACUGGUUGAUAAGAGACGUUUCUGCCACUAUCUCUGAUGAGGGGUUCAAGUGAGAAUCCGAAACGUUAGGAGAAUAAAGCCUUUGUUCCAGUGAUAACUUCUUCUUCCUCUUUUUAUUACCACUAAUUGUUGCUUUUUAAUCUCCUCAGAAAUUAACAGCUAACUUUUAGUAGAUCAGUAUAUUCUAGGGUCUAUAGGCACGGAUCAAAAUCUGAUGUAUGAAUAUCUGGACCGAAGUCCAUCAGUCACAGCCGAUAACCGCGCAAUAUUCAUGAACUCCCUACAGGCAGUCAGUAGUAUAUUCUAGGGUAAGAGGAUACCAUACAAGUGGCACAGAUGCUAGCCAAAAGCCCAUACACGCGUGCCUCACCGAUAUUCAUAUUCGCCUAAGAGGUUUUAUUCUGAGAGAUUUAUUUCAAGUUCGCGCACUAUUUCUCGAUGAAAUCAAAAAAGGACAGCACAAGAACUCCGACCACACCCACAAACCAUAUUAAGACUCUAAGGAACGGUCUGUAAGGGUGCAACAGCACUGCCCCUGAGAAAUAAUGCCUGAAAGCAGAUAAGUAAAAUCGGCUUGAUUACAAAGAUGACUCCUGUAGGUGACUUAUACUAAUCCUGGAAGGGCUGUCCACGAUGUUAUUUCGGACCCAAGUCUCGAUGCCCUGGCUUAACCGAACCACCAGUGAAGACCCUUCGAUCGUACUGUUUUCAAUUUUUUCCGUGGAAGAUGUUGACAGGGGCAGAGAGGUCAUGGUGGAGAUGGUCACAGGGUUCAUUCAGAAGGUCUAGAUUUCAUAGCGGCUCUUAGGCGUGGUCGUAAAUGAGGACUAAGCAUAACAGUCUCAUGCUUCGUUGUCAGUCUAUAUGUCUUGUUCCGGCUGGCUGAUGGUUGGCUGUUUGUGCCUGUUGGACAAGUUGUCGUUGUACACACUCCAUCUCAGAGCAUAAAACCACCUACUAUUAUUUGUUUUCUGCCAUGAACGCCUCAUUGUGGACGAUAUUCGCUCCCAAAGUUUUCUGUGCCUCAGUAACCUCAGACAGGAUAGUUUUAGAUUAUAUAACCGAAAGCAGACACCUCCUCUAUCUCUGUGACGAACGCGGUAAGGGUUCCAGAGUUAUAUUUCUGAACGUCACUCGUCCUUGAAUAAUAAUGCGGUGAAUAGCGAAGCGAGGGUUUCAAGUUGGUCGGAAAUCCCCCUGAAUGGCGACUCGUCUGAUAGCAAUUGCGUAAAUCGACAAGGUAGCUAGUUUUUCCCAAGCGGAUACAGUUGGCUGGUGCAUGGGAGAGCGGGAGAGGAGAGAGUAAGGAUGACAUUAAGAAGUUCACUCCCACCCCAAAUCGGCACAUCCCUCACUAUUGGAAACCUGAUGCGUUUGAAUUUAUUACGACGCACCAAGUGUCAGCGAUAAGAGAAAUCGAUAAAAGUUCACCUUAAAACACAGGCGGGGUGUGUUUUAAGGCGUCUGUUUUUAGGGCGAACCUUUAUCGAUUUCUCUUAUCGCUGACAUAUUUUACUUCUACCCCCUUCCCACUGGCCUGACGAUAAUUUAUCGAAAGAUACGUAUGCUCACCACCUCGUUUUCUGAUUCCCUUGAUUUUCUCUUGUCGUCGGAAUAAGGUCAGUGAGCGAAGAGAGUGUGCGGUAGAUACUGUGUAAGUCUGUCCUACUUUAAACUAGUUUACGCGCAACUCACCGCUACUCUGCCCACUCCUCAAAGCAAACGGUGGACGUGGUUGCUCGCUGUGAUUGGACACUCGAAGUGAGCCGACAAAGUGAACGUAAGGUUUUAUGUAACUGGGGGGUUCCCACAACAAACUUCCCCAUCCACCUCUACCAGGCAGAGAUUCCGAACAGUGCGAGAAGAGCUAUGUGCUGUCGCGACAGCCUAAGGUAUGGACGGGCCAUUGCCACUUAGACUUUCAGGUCCGUCCCUCAAUAGAUAGUGAAGUUUGAUGCCAGCAGAGAGCUCGUUGGAUUCUCUACAGGCGGAUUAAAAAAAGGUGGAGAGAGCUGACGGUCGGAGGAGAGCACACGUCCGGCACAGCAAAUCCGGCUUCCGAGUGCCAUGGGGGCAGGUGUCAGAGCAUCUUUAGCGAGGGCAUGUCUGGGUCGAACUUGAAGUUGAUUGGUCUGUUUGGAUAGUUAUGAUUGGUGGAGGACCAGACUGCCACCGGCACGCACGAGAAUCGCAAUUUCACAGCAGGCGCCCGGCGUAUGGCCAUUUUAGAAUGUAGUUCCAUCCCAUUUUCUUAAGUUUGCGAGUUUUACUGAGGAUCUAACUAUCCAAGUCAACUCGAGUAGAAGUAAUCGGAUGUCUAUUACUGCCCAAUGUUAUUUCCUAUAAUUUUUCUGCUCGCUUGCUUCUUGCUUCACUAUCGACUCCGUUUCUGAUUUAGUUACACUGUGGUCACGGUUAGAUGAUACUUGGUAGCCCUCCUGACACCGCAAACUCCCAGCUGCCUGUCAAUCGGGACCGGUGGUAAUAGGGGCUAUACGGGUGGGACAAUUGAGUGGGCGGGUAAAUGGCGAUUGUAGUAUAUGCUAGGAAUUGACGCUACAGGUAAAGUGGAAGCCUAAUUUAGAUUAGGUGAUAAAUACAAGGAAGGUAUGGAAAUGAGCAAGGAGACUUUGAACGGUGUGCGGAAUAAAUGCAUCCUAGCCUCAGAUUGGAAAGAAAACAAGUGAAGGCGAGCAACCAAUGGGAAGAAGGCAACUGGUCCGAAGGUCAUUCCGCAGUGUGUGCGAUAGAACUCCAUCCAACAUAAUGGACAGAAGAACACGAGAGUCAAGUAGCGGCACGCGGGACGCCACAACGCAAGCCGGGCAAAACUUUUAUACGAAAAAUUGGUUUGGAUGGACGAGAAAAUCCGCAAAUAAUGAGGCAGUCGAAAGCUACCUCUGCUAAUGAAAGUUGAUAAAGGGUAAGCCUCAUUGUCAUCGUUACCGGUGCCAAUCCGCCUAAGAUAGUACUUCCACAAUGAAUGAGGCAGGCAAAGGCUACCUCUUCUUAUGAAAGUUGAUGUAGGGAAAGCCUCAUUGUCAUCGUUACCAGUGCCAAUCCGCCCAGGAUAGUACCUACACAAUGAAUCUGGUACAGGUAAUACAGCGCGCGCGUAAAUUUAGAAGCAUAAUGAGAACGUAAUCAUAGCUACUGAAAUCAAGCCAGUAGGAACGAUUGUGGAUUCUUGAGCACGCCUGCCAACUACCUCUUCUAAUGAAAGUUGAUAUUGGGUAAGCCUCAUUGUCAUCGUUACCGGCACAAAUCUGCCCAGGAUAGCUCCUCUAGAAUGAAUCUGAUACAGGUAAUACAGCGUGCGCGUGAAUUUAGAAGCAUAAUGAGAACGCAAUCACAGCUACUGAAAUUGAGCCAGUAGGUGCCAUUGUGGAGUCUGUGGGCACGGCUACCAACUAUCAUCUUACCGUGGCUGCAGUACUUCCGGUUGCAAAAUUUGUAAAUAAAACCCCGUCCUCUUGCUGUCUGUGUUAUUUAACGUUUCAGGACGGACAGAAGUGGAUAUGCGACUGCGAUGACGGUUACACAGGGCCGUACUGCGACCAGAUGGUGGGCGAAUGGUCAGCGUGGUCCACCUGGACGCUGUGCGAUCCGUACUGCGGCCCGCGACGACAACGCAAAAGACUGCGUGUGUGCCUCAGUGAACACCAGACAGACUGCACCGGCGCCGUCGAAAACGUAAGAUGGAAGUUUACAUGUCCGAAAGCCUCAUGCACUUGCAGUGGUGCAGAGCAUAUUAUCUUGCUGCGCUAAAAACGUCUAUGGACAGGUGACAAAAGCCUGAUUAAGGCUCCUACCCAAACCGCCACUGCGUGGCUCAUUUGUUCCUUCUCAUUUGAUUGGUACAACAGCGGCAAGAUCGCAGCUCAUAGCCUGACAUUAUGAGUCAACAUUGUUGACGUACUUGCUUGUUAUCAGUAGGUGUGUUUACACUAAGUUACUUCUUCCACAUCGGUCAGGUUGGGGUGGAACGCAUUCGACCUCGCUUUCGGGAACGUUGUUUGCUAGCUCAGAGAUAUUAAUUCUGCUCAUCGGAGGACAGGCCCGUGCACAUUCAACACAAUCAUUAGUGUUCUGUUCUGGGGGACUUGGGAAUGAAUACGUAACGAUGAGAUUAGAAUCUUCAUUAACAGAUUCCGUGAGAUAGCAUGCUCGAGGUUUCUUUGGUUGUAGUUACAUAAUUUUCUGAUUUUGAUUUACUAUCACUUACAGUAGGUGAUCUGACUCAUGAAAAGUGUCGAAAUUUACGAAUGAUUGCCAAUCACACGCAAACCGACACCACUUCAUGAAUCCAAUGUCUAUGUUAAUUAAGUGCAAGUAUAAAAGAAUAAAAACAUAAAAGAAAUAUUAAAGGCAGUGUUACAGUGUUUAGAAAUGCCGAUUUUUUUUAGACAAUCGCAACAUCCCGAAAACGUCAGAAAUGGUUCUACUUUAAUAAACUUCGUUUUUAGAUGUAUAGAAUGUAUUCUCAUUCCGCCAACCUAGUAAAUAUGAAAGUACAAAUGAAAUAACGUUUACAUCUAAAUAUCUUUUAAGAAUUCGUGUAAUUUCAUACAUGGCGGUUUGUCAACUGCCUUCAUUCUGAGUGUAGAUUCCAAAACAGUUUUCCAGGCAUUAUUGGUAUUCUUGACUAGUUUGAGUUGAAUGAGAUGGGAUUCAACGAGAGAAGCUGAAGUUUUCUCGAUUUCACCGAUGUGGACGUCGUAGGAACAAAAGUUUUCAUAAGGUGACAUGCCAUGAGGCCGAUUGGUGCCUUACAAAUUUUAAUAGAACUGACAGGUGUGAUCGUAAACAUACCAUUUAGUGAGAAGGUGAUACCGACAAAGACAAGGGAGACCGGAAUGGCCAUUUCUGGCUUAUUAGCCAUUCCGGUCUCCCUUGUCUUUGUCGGUAUCACCUUCUCAACAUAUAUCACUAGUCGCUGUGCGACUGCCUGCGAGGGUUUAAGUAUGAGCCCCAAGGCACAACGGAACGAGCAUGUUCCGCAACCUGAUCGGUGAGCGCCCACUAUCAUAAUACCAUUUAGUGUCUAUAGAGAACUUUGCUUCUGUUAAAUUAAUUUGCACUUUUCGCGCGUUUUGGAUUACGUUGAGUUUCAGAUCGGCCUUGAAUUAUUGCUGAAUACUUCAUGAUCUAAUUCUUGAAGGCAUUUACCGAAUUGGUGAGUGUUUGAACGCUCCUGUUCACGCAAAAGGUCGUUGCUGUCCUUUUAUCUCUCAUCUGACGAAACACCGGCUGAGUGCAUAGGUCCUGAAACAAAUCCGCUAACUUCCCUACCUUGUGCAAUAAUUUACCGUACUAACAACACAGGUAUUAGCUAAAAGCCCAGACACACGUGUUUCGCCGAUCUUGUGCCGCUGCCUGACGCAGCUGCGAGGGGUUCGGCUCGUCAGUGGGUCCUCCAGCUUCCCUACCUGCCAGAUAAAGAGUCAGGUGGUAGUGUUGAUCGGCAAUAGAAGCGAAGAGGCGAGUGCCAGAACUUAGUCACAAAGAAGGAGACGCGGUUGUGGACGUUGUUGCGAAUUCUCACUCGGAUAUAUCAUCAGACGUAAAGCUAGAUAAGGGCAGUGGAUUGCCCGUGUGUUUCAGUAUUUAUAGGCCACUACAUGCCUAUCACGAUUGGCAGCUCUCGAGUUCAUCACGGUUUGACUGACCAGGUGUUACAGCAUGCAGCUGCCAUGCGUCUACUUGUCGGUCAAAAUUAUCGGCCCUUACGCUCGUCGCACGCAGUCGGGUUGCUCAAUUCCGGGUUUCGUCACCCGAGUGGACUCUCGGGCAAUUUGGUUCGCCGACGUUGACACCGGGGUCACUGGUCAUCCGCACGCUCUCCGAGUGGCUAACCACUUUGCCUAGUCGCACCAAAUAUGUAGAGGGGAGGUCGUUGCGCUUGUUGACUGGUUGAAGACCGGAUAACCAUGACUCGCGCAGUUCGCAGCUCACGCGAUUGUCGUCUCCAGCGAGAAUUUCGGCUUCAUCAAACUUGAACGUGUGGUUGGGUCCUGGGCAAUCCACCACCUUUAUCUGACUUUGUCGGAUUCGAGUGAGAAUCCGAAACCUCAGGCUCAUAAAACCCUUGUUUCAACGAUCGCGUCUCCUUCUUUGUGAUCUAGCCGGUGCAAAAGCGCAGAUUACAGAUAACUACAAAACUAAACUAUAUUUAAGAAGACAAUUUGGCGAAGACUUGUUUUCGGCAACUCAUAAUCAGGCCAAUAGUUACAUAAAAAUUGAAAAUAUAAGAAGUUCACAGGCUUUAAAAGUGACUUAUGGGCUAUUAACACUCAUCGUUCCCACGCCAUUCGCAUGAUGAGGUCGGCGUGUUAUGAUCAUUUGGUUAAGGGAAAGGUGACCUAGGCUGUAUGUGAUGUUUGCUAGUCGGGUACGUGGGGUACACAUCACUGUUACUAGGGGGUUGUCACAGCGCGCGAUAACGAUCUGGGGUUGACCACGGAAGACAGAGUGCCUGUCCCCAAGCCUUCUGACGAAAUUGUAGUGGAUUCGCUGGCCGUAUGGCCACUGCCUCGGAAGUAGAUAACACCUGUUGGCGUAAACUUCUGAAGAAGUUUGCUGGUGUCCAGCGGACAGCCUGGAAGCCUUUGACAUCGGCUCAGUUAUUCGUAUCGACAAGAUGUGCGAGAAUUGAACUCAAAAUCGAUCAGGCUGGUAUGUGUUCAGGUACACUCUUUUCCAGGCGUCUCGCUGUACAGCUAGUGUAUCCCAACUUCACAGGAGCGACCAAUUUCAGACAACUGCAAGACUAAACCACAUUUUCUGACACUAGCUGGAAUUCUGCGAGCCUGGCGAGCCCUGCCCGGCCGCGAACACCGUCGAAUGGGCCGAGUGGCAAGAGUUUGUUGAGUGGACAUGGACUGUUACCUACCACUGUCUCGUCUACAUCGGGGCCUCGGUGAUGAUAUUCACCGUCCUCAUCUACCUCAAACCCGAAUUCGAUGAGACGCCGGAGGCGGUGCAACAGACUGCGGCAGGAGUAACCGGGCCGGGGCCCACCUCCGAUAUCCACAUUACCGACCUUGUGCGCCGACAACCUGGCACUUCAGUUCCAACCCUCGUGAUGAGCCCUGUGGAGCACGCGGAGGCUCUGCCGGGACCCCCAUCGCCAUCGGUCAAUCUUGAUGUCUCCAAUAGCGCUUCGCCGGAGCUUCGAUCGAUUAGAAUGGAGGACUCCUACCCUCUGAAAUGA